This is a messenger RNA of Guillardia theta CCMP2712, 744 nucleotides long. RefSeq lists its product as hypothetical. The transcript is spliced from 10 exons. The coding region runs from base 1 to 744 and encodes 247 amino acids. The record is from RefSeq and is a predicted model, not a curated record. Lineage: Eukaryota; Cryptophyceae; Pyrenomonadales; Geminigeraceae.
AUGAAUGGCAAGAUCUGGAAGGUCUUGCAACAGGAGAGCACGGGGGUCGACCAGGUUCAGCAAGCUAAUGAGUCGAGCAAGGAGAAGAAGUUCAGCCUGCGCAUGCAACGGAGAGCGUCAGAGGCGAUUGGGAACCUGAUGCAGAAGAUCUCACCCAUGACAGCUCCUAGCAAGUCCAGCGUGCCCGUUCCCAAGCUCACGUCCGAUGAUGUGACGGUCGACGAGAUCGUGAUCUCGGGGAACUUUGAAGUGAAGAGAAAUAGGAAGGGAGAAUGGAAGCGCAGGAGGACUGAGUUGACGAGGGAGGGCCACUUGCGAGUUUACGCCAAGGAAAUCUUCGCUGCGAAACCGAAGCUGGAGAUCCCAACCUAUCACGCAGAGAUCUCAGUGGUGACUUGCGGGACUUUGGUGGGACUCUCCGAGUUGGUUCACUGGCUGCCAGACUCCUACGGAUCGCCGCUGCAGUCUCGGGCUGGCUCGCCCAUCACGAUGCGAGGAGAGAUGCAGAAGGAACCGGCUGUGGUCGAGGAGGAGGAAGUCGUCGACCACGAGCUGCUGCACUGGCGUCAAGUGGCCAACGACGAGCGGAGCGACCGGCUGGAGUUGGAGGAGAGGAAGCGACGGCUGGUGGAGAGAAUCAGAGACUUGAAGUUAGAGAUGCACGCGGCGAACAUGGAGGACGAGCGGCAAGAGCGAGAGAUCGAGGAGAUGAGCAGGAGGGUGAAGGAGACAGAGCAGAGGUGA